AUGACUGUGAAUGUGGACACCGGCUGUCACGUUGUCUGCGGAGCUUCUGGCGGAGGCCUCGUUGACUGCCGACGUGUUGUCACUUCACCGCUGCUGAAUGCCGUGUCGUUUGUUGAGCACACUGUCAAUUCACGACCAUUAUGGCAAAGACAAAUACCUCGCUAUCCAUUGUAUUACAAAGGAAAUCCCCAGUUGAGAAUUUAUUUACCUCUUUUUUGGAUGAAAUUAUUGAAAUGGGACAAGGAUUUACCUUCUGACACUCAAUCUUUUGAAGUUCAUUUACAAAUGACCGAACACGAUGUUAAAAAUUAUUUAGAAAGAAUAUACAAAGUUAAAGUACUCACUGUAACUACAAAGCUUUUAAAAGGGGAAUCAAGGAAACAUCCGAUGUUCGGCUACAGCAUUCAACCAGCCGUCGAUCGACGGAUUGCCUUCGUUCAAUUAAGUGAUAGUUCAUUCAAGUUUCCUGACAUCUCGUUCAAAAAUGCGUUGGAUAAUUUUGAUGAUAGCAAAUUAAAAUCUGGCAGCCAAGAAACCUUCCCAACAACGUUGAAGGAUAUAUGCAACAAUGAUUUACCUACAUGGUUCAAUAAUUGA
Messenger RNA from Helobdella robusta, 597 nucleotides. RefSeq lists its product as hypothetical. Gene Ontology annotation, molecular function: structural constituent of ribosome. Bases 1 to 597 code for a protein of 198 amino acids. The transcript is spliced from 6 exons. Gene Ontology annotation, cellular component: ribosome; mitochondrial large ribosomal subunit. Lineage: Eukaryota; Metazoa; Annelida; Clitellata; Rhynchobdellida; Glossiphoniidae. Gene Ontology annotation, biological process: mitochondrial translation. The record is from RefSeq and is a predicted model, not a curated record.